AUGGCCAGCACUCUCCCUCAAUUCCACUUUCUUCCCUCCAACAUCCGCCCCUUCCGCUCCUCCCCCCUGCCCCCUCCACCUCAAACUGGUCCUUUCCCCAGGCCUGGAGUCUGGACCAACCAGUUUGGGGUGCUGCACGACGGCAAGAAGGCCUAUCCCCAGGCUAUCGAAGCAUUGCGCCAGCUGGCAGCGUCUGGUGCCAAGGUGGUGCUUCUCAGCAACUCGUCGCGCAGGGUGGAGGUGGCUUCCAAGAGGCUUCCAUCUCUGGGCUUUGACCCGUCGCUCUUCUGUGGAAUCGAGACGAGUGGGGAGAUCACACACCGGCAUCUGAUUGAUCGCUCCCUUGACACCUUUUUCCAGACUCUUGGAUCAAAGUGCUUGCACUUCACCUGGGCUGCCAGGGGUGCUGUCUCUUUGGAGGGGUUGGGACUGCAAGUGGUGGAAACACCAGAAGAAGCAGAUUUUAUCCUCGCGCACGGCACAGAGGCAGUGGGGGUCGCAGAAGCAGACAAACCCGCCCGCCCGGCCUCACUGGAUGAGCUGGCAGGGCUGAUGAGCCGGGCGGCGGAGGAGGGGCGGCGGAGAGGCAGGAUGAUUCCGAUGGUCGUGGCUAACCCCGAUAUAGUCACGGUGGAGGCUCGGGCUUUAAGGGUCAUGCCUGGGACUCUGGCUCGGGAGUACGAGGCAAUGGGGGGUGUGGUCAAGUGCAUGGGGAAACCAGAUUCUAUUUCUUUUCGGGCAGCCCAGCAGCUGACCGGGAUCUCUCUCGACCGCACAGUCAUGGUCGGCGACUCGCUGCACCACGACAUUCUAGGGGCGGCAUCUUUCGGCAUUGACAGCGUGUUUGUGGCCGGGGGGAUACACGCUGAUCAACUAGGGGUACCACCACCACCAGCAACAGCAGCAGUAGGGAAUGGGGAAGAGGAGGGGAGAAGAGUGAGGAAGAGCGAGAAUGGGGGAAAGGGAAGAGGGAAGGUGGAGGGGGAGGCAAAGGGGGGAGUGGAUGUGGGGAAGUUGAGGGUGCUGGUUGAAGAAACGGGUGCGGAGCCUUCAUAUGUGCUGCCGUAUUUCCAGUGGUAA
This is a messenger RNA of Closterium sp. NIES-65, 1080 nucleotides long. NCBI's taxonomy places the organism in Eukaryota, Viridiplantae, Streptophyta, Zygnematophyceae, Desmidiales, Closteriaceae. The record is from the annotation of a GenBank genome assembly.